AUGGGUUCCAUCAAGAUGUCUCCAAAACGGAAGGAGACAGGACAGGGUGACGACCCACCCAAGGCGAAGAAGACCAGAUCAGAGGAUCCUCCUGACGACGAUACAACCAAGACCGAUGUCAACUGGUUCAUACCAAAAGAAAAGGGUAAGAACGUCUACAAAGAAAAAUGCGCAGCCGAGUACGCCCAAAUCCUCUAUGAGAAAGCGCGAGAAGAGAUAAGUCCGCAACAAGCACCUUUGUUAGAUCCGCAAUUCCGGACGCCAGUAUUCCAAAAUAAAGGCAAAGAUCUGAGAGCGGGAGACAAGUACAGGCCCAGCGCGUCUUUGCGCAACCUGUUCAACGACAUCAAGAGUAGAAGUAUUGAUAAAGAGGAGGGCCAUAGCAUCACCCAUUUCCAGCAGCAGUUUGGCGACGACACAAACAUUGCAGUGGUGCUCUCAAGAGCGGAAAACAACGCUACUCUUGUUCUAGAUGGAUACCAACGUUUGGAAGUGACUGUGAACGAUGCAACUGCAUAUGUAGAUUUUAUCCGACGGAACUCAUCAGAGGAUGGCAGCCCUAUCGGGUAUUUCAUUCGACUCCCUUUCAAUACGUCAGUCACAGUAAACGGGACUACCUACACCAACAGCGACGGUCCAUCGUCCCUGCCUUUCUACAUUGGUCCGCUCGAAGGGCCCGGAAGGACGCUGUUGCAACCAAUCGAGGUGGAAGGGAACCAUCUGUUGCUCGCUGCUCAAAUCCAUGCCGACAAGCACAUCACACUCGAAGUCCUAGAUCCUAUGACGUGGCGAUCAACUUUGUCCACUCGGAAAGCUAUCGAUGAACACAUCAGGGAGACUUUGCGAAGCUCCACAUGGUGGCGGCAUGUCUUUGACUCGUUAGAUCAAAUGGAAAAAAACCUGCCCGAGGCCACGAUGUGGGUACCGGCUGCUCAGGUCACGACAGGCGAUGGAAGCUUCACGUACACCGUCUUGAACGCAUGGGCGCUGGCGAUGGGCCUCGCGCCAAACCCGUCGUUCACACCUAGCGCUCAUGGUCAUGAGUCGUUCUUCAUCCGAGCCCAACAAAUCUUCGACCUGGCCCUUCAAGACAAGUUGAACUGGAGGGUGUUACUCGCCUUUUUUUGCUGCACCGGAUUUGUUAAGCCCGACGAGGGCAGCGAGAACGAUGAAGAGGCAAAUCUCCCGCAUCUAUCAAGGCGAUUUGAUCUUCGUAACCGCUCCUUCCAGAAGCUAAUUUCUCGCCAAACGGCAGCAGACGCCGCCGCCGAAGGCAAGAAGAUCAAUAUGGAGCUGGUCACUUUGGGACUCGAGGAUGGGAUGCGCCAUGAUGUAGCUUUCGCUGCCGAUUCACUAAGCGAGCUCGAACGGACCAUUCUCACUUCAAUCGUCCGUAAUGGUCAAUGGAACUUCGCUGAUACAGAAGAGAAGCUGAAAAAGCGUCUGGAUGAACAUAAAGAGCAAAAAACGUCGGAUAUGUCGUUGGCAAAAACAACACCAGCACCACCGCCACCACCACCACAUAGAUCGACUCCAGAUACCGAGGAAAUCCCGGCCGACUUUGAUCCUUGUAAGCAUCUUCACGAGCAGCUUAAAUUGCUCGAAGAGCAGGGGAAGAUUGAACCAAAAGUCGGAAGUGAAAUCGACGAAGCAUUGCCAUCCAGGUGGAGUCAAGCUGUCUUUGGAUAUAUCGAGCCCGUUGCACGAGCUAUCAACGACUUACUCUCACCUGAGCGGCCUAUGCGGGGCUUCACAGUGGCAGACCUGAAUGGUUCAUCCAGAUACGCAGAUGAUUCUGGCGUCUUGGACACAGUGGUUAUGAUAGUCUGCCAACUGCGAGAACAUGUCAUACUGGUAGUCUUGCAGCAUGAGGACACAUCCAAAGAAGCUCCCGAUGUAUCACGCGUUAUGGACUCCGCACCAUGGAUUGGGACGGCGAAGGAGCGCAUCCAAAUUCACGACCUACUGAUUGAAGCGGGGAUGUUAGUAGUUGAACCUACUGCAGACAAAGUUAAAAGUUUCGUCGGGCCAGUAAUACAAUGGAUGCCGGGUCCUCGACAAGCAAAAGUAGAGGAAGCUGGGUAUUUUGCAAUCAUGAGUGCAUGGGCUGUACUACUUGGUCUACCCAUCAACCCCGAAUUCCGUAUAGGCGCAGAUUUCUACGACAGCGCACUUCCUCUGCUCCAGGCAGUGGUAAAAGCACACGCAGACUGGAAGCUCAUCUGGGCGUUCUUGCGUUGUGUGGGUUAUACUCAGUCCGAGCAGCCGCCUCCGAUGCAGCGUCGUUUCAAAGCGACAAGGCCUGCUCGUGGCCCCCGUAUCACCAGAGGCAACAGAAAGACAAAGCGCUCGAUUGAGACUCAGGCUUGCCGUGACAUCAACUACCCGCACUUUCCAGUGAACACGGGUGUAGCGCAUACUGAAGCCUUCCAAUGGGAUGAUUACGAUGGACCUGACAGAAGAGCACGCAUACCCGAGCUUAUCAGAUCUGGAAAAUACACCAGACAUUUGCAAACUCCGUCUGCAGACCCCCCUGCAAUUCCUGCACCGCUGUCCAACUCGCUACAAAACUUGAAGACAGGAGCUCUAGUCACCACAGGUGGGCAUGUUGUAGCAGGUGUAGAUCUACCUGCGGGCGAAAAUCCUAUUCCGGAGGACCUGAGUCUCUUUGAUAUGGCCGCUCGCAUUCCAGAACUCCAACGUCUCGGCACUUUUGACGAGAAGCUUUCCCGUGAAGAGAUACGGAAGCGCUAUGACGCGUUAGCAAAAGACUUCCAACCGUGCGAACAUCUUCGUCGUACGCUGCAGAACCUGCUGACAAAUGACAAAGUCAAGGAAGAGGUUGAAGCCUUUAGAAGUGGCGAAAGAGUAACGACCGGGUUUGGGCUCUGGCUAUCCGAUGAGGAGGUGGCCAUGCACGCCGCUGCGGUCACUUUGGCUGUCAACGAUACGCAGAGUAUCGAAGAGGGUUACAGUGUUGUGUCGCCCGCAACUGUUCAGUUAUGUAAAGGCGUUGGCGCCAGCGUGUCUCCCGCACUUCGACCCGGCCGUCCUCUACUCAUGCCAUUGUACUCAAAAAGUCAUUUCGUUCUGGUAAUUGUGCAAUUGAACGAAAAGAACCUACCCGAAAUAUCGGUUCUCGACUCCUUGUUCUACCAUUACAAUGCUGCUCAACGUAACCACAUCUUUGAGACAGCCUGGAGGGUAGUAUGUCGUACGGCUUGGUACAGGCGACAUUUCCAAGAUGAAACUGCUUUCAAGACCGUCAAGCCUUCUCAUGCAACUUGGGUCAAAACCGCUCUUCAACCGAGCACGAAUGAGUGUGGCUAUUUCGUAAUACUCAACGCCUGGGCACUGGCGCUGGGCUUGGAGCUCAAUCCUGCGGUGCGACUUAAAUGGACAAAAUCGUUCUUCGAUGAGCUGUACGAUGUUAUCAGUCUUGCGCGUUUGGGUCACGCAGACUGGAAACUCAUUUUUGCUUUUCUACGGUGCCAUGAUAUCGUACGGAACGGCUCUGUACCCGAGAACAGGCGUUUUGUCCAAACUCAUGCCAUAAAAGACGAAGACAGAAUGGUAGAAGAUUUGGAAAGUCUUGGUGCUAUAGAGCUGAUACACUGGCAAGAGCGGCAGCAGCCCACGCCUGAAGAAAAUGCGAGAAUGCGACGCUGUAAUCGCGUUCCAGGCCUCAAUGGUUCAUCACACAACCAGGCUGGCGGCUUCCCUUCCGACGAAUGGACGGCUCCAAGCAAAUCGAAGUUUGUACCUCGCCUUCAGCAGCUGGGCAUCCUGAAUGUCAACCAUGACAGCUCCCAAUUGGAAGAAGCUCAUGAUGGCUCGUGGGGGAUAGCCUGCGAAAGAUUCCUCGACUCCGUCCCAGGGUCUAUCGCCGAAAUGAUACGAGACACAUUGAUACAAAGUUUACGAGAUCACCUCGAAAACCACUUUGCUGAGGUGGGAAAACAUUACAAGGACACAUUUGCAGCAAGGGUAAGAGAUGUCUAUCAGACUUAUGUACUCCUCAUGAACAAACAUGACGUACGGCAAUGUUUCGGAGAGAUCGGCGUUGGGGUUACAAAGUCGGCCAAGCAUGACUGGAAACAACCCCUACACGAUUCUGAAGUGAAUUUGGCCAUCGUGUCGGUUCUGGAGGCCAUCGAUAAUCUCCAAGCUGAUGCCCAUGGGCGUACAAACUCUUCGAGCCUCUUCGCAGGAGGCUUUACGUUGGCAACGUCCGCCAGUUUGGCAUUCGCCCUCUGUUCCAAUGAUUCCGACAAUGAGAAUUCCUUUGACAAUCUGGUGCUUUCGCGCCCUCGAAGGGCUUGGUUGAUGCCUUUGGUAGUCAGCAGCGGUGGCCUGUUGGAUGAGUUGAAGAACUGGGCGAAGGGAAAGGGUGUGAAAUGGAAGCCCCCUACUAACAGCCAAGCUGAAGGCCAUACGCUCCUCGUCUUGAUCCAAGAAUCGUUCAACGACGAGACCGAUGAUUAUCCAGGCGGAACGCAUUUCGAAAUAGUAUUCAUCGACAGCUGUCAGAGAAUCUUCAAAGGCGUGCAAGGAUUCUUCUUGGAGCGUAUCAGCAAGGCUCAUAAACGCCUCAAGUGGUCAGACCAUCGCCGUGUUUGGGAUGUUGUUCCACCUAGGGAGAUUCCUUCUGAUAUACAAGUGCCUCAGCAGCAAAACGGCGGCUGGCAAUGCGGGCAUCACACCGUGAUCAACGCUUGGAUAAUCGCCUUGGGUCUUCAUCCCAAAGGAGACGCAAUUUACAAAGAGAACGGAUAUAAUCUGAUCUACAGACUCGCUCAAAUGGCCACCGCUGGCAUACUAGACUGGCGCACGCUUGCCGAAUUCCUUGUCAGCAAAAGGCUUACGACAGAGACGAGUGCAGACGACGUACCAGAGUCUCGCCGGUUCAAGUUCACUUGUGCUCAAACUAAUGAGAGUGCGCUGGAUGCGAGGAUCAGAGCAUACGCACUUGUAAACACUGCUCUUGGUACAUUACCGCCGACAGACACACCUUAUGACUGCAAUACCAACUUUGUUCCUAUCCAAGAGGAAGAAGAAGAGGAAGGGUUAGCACGAGGGUUUGAGGAUAUGGAAUUAGAUUUCCUUGACAAUCGGAGGAAUCCUAAAAGAAGACUGCGCGACGAUGGUAGCGACGGUCUCGCUCUGUGGGAUGAUGUAGCCGCUGGACGGGACAGAAGACAUGUUACUGCGGCCGACGCGCCGCGUCGAAGCAAGAGACAAAGGCUGUCGAACGGCCUCUCUUUUCUCGACGCGUACUAUAACGAGCCCAGUUCAGCAGCCCGAAUAUCUCUUUUGUCGCUGUGA
Molecule: messenger RNA, 5325 nt
Organism: Alternaria incomplexa
Lineage: Eukaryota; Fungi; Ascomycota; Dothideomycetes; Pleosporales; Pleosporaceae
Exons: 4
Coding region: 1-5325 (1774 amino acids)
Biological process (GO): proteolysis
Molecular function (GO): cysteine-type peptidase activity
Source: RefSeq, a predicted model, not a curated record